Aspergillus tanneri is the source of this 1668-nucleotide messenger RNA. RefSeq names its product putative plasma membrane zinc ion transporter (gene zrfD). The record is from RefSeq and is a predicted model, not a curated record. Gene Ontology annotation, molecular function: zinc ion transmembrane transporter activity. Gene Ontology annotation, biological process: zinc ion transmembrane transport. The coding region runs from base 1 to 1668 and encodes 555 amino acids. NCBI's taxonomy places the organism in Eukaryota, Fungi, Ascomycota, Eurotiomycetes, Eurotiales, Aspergillaceae. The transcript is spliced from 6 exons. Gene Ontology annotation, cellular component: plasma membrane.
AUGAAUUGCCCUUCCCGUACCGACGAUACGCUGCUGCACUGCGAGUGGAACCAGAACCCGCCGUUUCUGGCCCCCGAUCUGACCACACGCCAAGACCUCAAUGGCAUCUCUAACGCUCGUGAACGCAAAGAUGGGAGUGGUCUAGUUGGGAUAUCCUUUACUAGCUUUGAUGAGACCUGGAAUGCUCAUACCCAGCAACUCGAUCCGGAGAAAAACCGGUCCCAGGGGGAUGGGGCGUCACUGACCCCGUCAGGACGCCUCAUUCACCCUGCGACCAGCGCUGAUGCUGGUCAGGGGAUUUUAUCUCGCAAUGUCAAUCAAUCGCUGCCCCAAUCUCCACAGGGCUGGGCCUUAUGGCUUCUGUCGGUUCUGUUGACCGCAGCCCUGAUUUCUCAUGACAGCAUCCUGAGAUCCCUGCAUCCAACGCGCCAUUCUAUCGAUGCACCCCCGGCACUUCCCCGAGAGCAACCGCGGCUUCCAAAGCGGGACACCUGUGCUACCAACUCCGUGAAUAAAAGGGAGUACAACACCGGACUGCACGUGGCAGCAGUGUUCAUCAUCCUGUCCGUGUCCACCCUGGCCUGUGUAUUCCCCGUCCUCGCCGCUUGGUCUCCUCGACUUCGCAUCCCAGCCGGGGCUCUCUUCUUUGUCAGCCAUUUCGGUACCGGCGUGCUGAUUGCCACUGCAUUUGUCCAUCUGCUCCCGACUGCAUUCCAGUCUCUCAACAACCCAUGUCUCUCCAUAUUCUGGACAGAGUACUACCCGGCGAUGCCCGGCGCCAUCGCUCUCGGAGGCGUCUUCCUAGUCACGGUCAUUGAGAUGGUCUUCAGUCCUGCCCGACACUGCUGUCGCGGCGGCAUGAAGCCAGGCGAGCAGUUGCCAUAUGUGUCCGGCAGCAACGCAGAGAAAUCACCCACACUACCGCAAAUCGACAUCACAGACCACUCCACCCCGUCAGAUACCCGUGAUCCUCCCACGACGGUACGAGACAGCGGACACCUGCGCGAUAUGGGCCCGUUAAUUGGCCGGUCAUCCAGCAUGAGUCGUGCUAUCAGUCGUAUGACUGAGGAACCCGACCGUGUUGUGCGGAUUUCCUCCGCUCCCGAGGGUGCGUCAACCGGAUCGGAGCCGAAAGGGGAGGUCGUCACUCGGGAUGUAGAACAAGACGACGAGAUGAGUCUAUCGCCACAACAGAAACAUAAGAAAGCAAUCAUGCAGGUUGUGCUCUUGGAAAUGGGUAUUUUAUUCCAUAGUGUGUUCAUUGGAAUGUCACUUAGCGUAUCCGUUGGUAAUGAGUUUGUUAUUCUUCUGGUUGCGAUUGUUUUUCAUCAAUCUUUCGAAGGGUUAGCACUCGGAUCUCGAAUCGCCGCUCUAGAUUGGCCUGAUAAGGCCCUGCAGCCAUGGCUCAUGUCGCUGGCGUACGGAUGCACAACGCCCAUCGGACAAGCCAUCGGUCUCGCGACACAUACCUUGUACAGCCCGGACUCAGAAGUCGGCCUCCUUCUUGUGGGCACUAUGAACGCUAUAUCUGCAGGUCUGCUCAUCUUCGCGUCCCUGGUGGAGCUCAUGUCCGAGGAUUUCUUGAGCGAUGAGAGCUGGCGCGUGCUGCGGGGGAAGAGGAGAGUUUGGGGCUUGGGCUUAGACUAUGUUGUAGUGCUACGUUGGUAG